CUCCACCUCCUUGGGUUUCUGCAUUUGAUAUAGCUAAAUCAUAGAAAGGAAUAGAACCCCACAUUCCUCUGCUUUUCUUAAGGCUUUUUCUGGCAUAGGAACAUGCAUCAUUUUCUUCUAGGAUACUUGAUCCUUUCUCUGGGGAUCCUCAUUUCAUUGGUCCACUCCAAAACAGAUUCCCCAGAUGUUUCUGCACUUAAUGUGAUGUUUAAAAGCUUAAAUACUCCAUCACAAUUAAGUGGUUGGAGAGCGAAUGGCGGUGACCCUUGUGACGAUUCCUGGGAAGGGAUCAAAUGCUCAGGCUCAUCUGUAACUGAAAUAAAGUUAUCUGACUAUGAACUCAGUGGACAAUUGGGCUACCAGCUAUCAAGUUUGACUUCUGUCACCACUUUUGACUUGAGCAAGAACAACCUCGAAGGUGAUAUUCCAUACCAACUACCUCCAAAUGCUGUACACAUAGACCUUUCUGAAAAUAAGUUUAGUGGUACUGUGCCUUACUCAAUAUCUCAGAUGACCAGCCUCGAAGACAUAAAUCUUAGCCAUAAUCAACUCAAUGGACAGCUGAGCGAUAUGUUUGGGAAACUUCAAAAACUCAAGUCAUUUGAUGUAUCAUUCAACCAACUGUCAGACAAGCUGCCGAAUUCUUUCGCAAAUCUUGCAAGUAUAAACACUUUGCAUCUACAAGACAACCAAUUCACUGGUUCAAUUAAUGUCCUUGCUGACCUUCCCCUAAAUGAUCUGAAUGUUGAAAACAACAAAUUUACUGGAUGGAUUCCUAAUGAGUUAAAGGACAUUGACAACCUAGAAACUGGAGGAAAUUCUUGGUCAUCUGGGCCGGCUCCCCCUCCACCCCCUGGGGUACAACACAGUCAUCCUAAUGGAGAAGGGAAGGAAAGUAAUGGUGUGGAGAAGUCUGUUGUGAACGCAGUAAUUAUAGCUGUAUCAUGUUUAGGUGUCCUCGUGGUGCUUGCUCUUCUUAUUGCUGUAUUCUCAAAGAGAAGGUCGCCUCCUCCAUCCUCGCAUUUUCUUGAUGAAGAAAUGAUCAGUGGGCGUAAAGGAUUUACUCCCCUUCAAUCACGGGAGUUAAGCCCUGAAUCAUAUGUUGGCAUUUUAAAAGACCCUAAAGAAUUUAAAUCAAUGGAUUCAAGUGUUGCCAUAGAUAUGAAGUCUUUGCAAAAGUCUCCGUCAAUGGGCCUUAAGCGUUCAGUUUCUGGUCGUGUUUCCUUCAGUGCAAAUGAGUUUGCAAGCCGUCUGAAAGGCAGAAGAAACACCUCUGUUCAUGCUGUACCUUAUUCUUUGGCGGAUUUACAGAAUGCUACUGCUAAUUUUGCAUCAGGUCGCCUUCUGGGUGAGGGUACCAUUGGACGUGUUUAUAAGGCAAAAUAUCCGGAUGGAAAGGUUUUAGCAGUGAAAAAGAUAGAGUCCCCACUAUUUCAAGGCGAGAGGCCAGAGGGAUUUUCGGAAAUUGUUACAAACAUAUCAAAGCUUCACCAUCCAAACAUUGCUGAACUUGUUGGCUACUGUUCAGAACAGGGGCAUAACAUGUUAGUGUAUGACUAUUUCAGGAAUGGCUCACUCCAUGAGUUCCUACAUGUGUCAGAUGAUUUUAGCAAACCACUGACUUGGAAUACCAGAAUCAGAAUUGCUUUAGGUGCAGCCAGGGCUGUUGAGUAUCUCCAUGAUUCUUGUUCUCCGCCUAUAGUUCAUAAGAACAUCAAGUCAUCUAAUAUUUUGCUUGAUCUUGAACUCAAUCCUCAUUUAUCUGACUAUGGUAUGGCAAACUUUCAUCAGCGUACAAGCCAAAACCUCGGACUAGGAUACAAUGCUCCAGAAUGUACAACGCCUGCAGCCUACACACUGAAGAGUGAUGUUUACAGUAUUGGAGUGGUCAUGUUAGAGCUAUUGACUGGUCGGAUGCCUCUCGACAGUAAAAGACCAAAAUCAGAAGAGUGCUUGGUGAAAUGGGCCAGUCCUAAGCUGCAUGACAUAGAUGCACUGGCAAGAAUGGUUGAUCCCGCCUUGAGGGGACUGUAUCCUCUCAAGUCUCUCCCUCCAUUUGCUGAUAUUAUCGCCCUCUGUGUGCAGUCGGACCCAAAGCUUCGGCCUCCAAUGUCUGAGGUGGUGCAGGCAUUGGUAAGGUUAGUUCAACAAUCAACCAUACACAUGAGGGAGGAUCUUUCAGCUUCUCGCCGGACAGAGGACUCUGACUAAUAACUCUUUGCUCCUUUUCCGUUUUUCAUGUAUAAAAUUUCAACCAGAUUUAAGUGCAGAAGAAUGUUUUCCCUUUUUCAUCCAUUACUUUUUUCUUUUUUGGCAAAAAAUUUUGAUUAUCUGCUUGUAGAAAUGUUAGAAACAUAGAAUCUUUAGGGCCUCAAUUUUAUGUAGUCGGCAAUUCUUUUUCAUUUUCAGAAGGA
Molecule: messenger RNA, 2414 nt
Organism: Theobroma cacao (cacao)
Lineage: Eukaryota; Viridiplantae; Streptophyta; Magnoliopsida; Malvales; Malvaceae
Product: protein STRUBBELIG-RECEPTOR FAMILY 5-like
Biological process (GO): protein phosphorylation
Molecular function (GO): ATP binding; protein kinase activity; protein binding
Source: RefSeq, a predicted model, not a curated record